Molecule: messenger RNA, 773 nt
Organism: Linum trigynum
Lineage: Eukaryota; Viridiplantae; Streptophyta; Magnoliopsida; Malpighiales; Linaceae
Source: the annotation of a GenBank genome assembly
AAUUCAUCCGCCAAUAUUCCUAACGCAAAAUUCUUCUUUCUAAGAGCCCAAAAAAGUUGAGAGAGAGAGACUAUGGCAGUAAUUCGGAGCAAGAAAUUUGUUGUCGACCUCCUGAAACCGGUGCUUCUCCUGCUGCUUCUUUUGUUUACGGCGGUGCAAUCGACCGAGUCUCGUCGCCUUCUCCAAAAUGGCCGGCCAUCAUCUCCGCCGCCGCCGUUUACGAGACCGCCGACACCGCCCCCUCCAGCGUAUCAGGCUCGGCCAAGUGUAUCGGCGCCGGGAAGGAAAGGAUGAAAGAAGAACAUAUAUACGAGGUCGAGACGAAGAAGAAAAAUAAACACCGAGCUUUGAAAUUGAUUGUGUUGUUAGUUGGUAGCUUUGUGCAUUAAUUGAAGCUUAAACUGGCCACCGUACGUAAUUUGUUUGCCACCCCCUGCGUUGUCAGCUUUGAAAUCUGUCUUGUUGGGUCUCUUGGAGAAGUUCUCCGUUUCCUCUGUCCAUAGUUGUCGGCAUAUUUGCCUGCGCGCAGCGUUAACUAAAAAACAAUCCUUUUGAAUAACUAGCUUAUAACCCGCCCAUUAGUCGGAAUAUUUAUAUUUGAUUAUUUAUAUUUUUAUGUUGCGUUUAAGCUACUCAACCGGUUUAACUUUAUUUUCAAUCCUUCGAUCAAGAUGAUACAUAAAGAAAAAAUAUAUAAGUCUAUCAUCAUUUAAGAAUAUAAAAUAUAAAAUGUAUCAUUAAUUCUAUUUUCAUAAUGAAAAUUAAGUCCUCGU